CUAUUUUAAGAUACCAGAGUUAGUAUUAUUGUUGUUAUUUAAAGUGUUGUAUAUCAAUCGUUGAAAUUAAGCCGCAACAAUUUUUAAUGUUUAUAUAGUUCAAAUAACCGUCGCUAAAAAAGGUGUACAGAUUUUUUUAAUUAAGAAGAUGCCGCGAACAACCAGGAGAUCAUUGAAAACUCUUCAACAUACUGCUACAGAUAGAGAAAAUUUAGUGGGUAGACCUUCAAAAAGUUUGAAACACCAACUCAGCCAAGAAUCCGUUGUAGAUGUUGAAGUAAAAAGGAAGAAUUUGUGCACCAAAGAAGUUCAAGUAAAUCUUGAAGAUAAGAUAUGUGCAAAAGACUUGACAGAUCCUGAAGGUGCUUCUGAAAAAUAUUGGCAAAUUCUAUCUGAGAAACGCCAAGUAGCCCUUCAAGAUGCUUUGGAAGAAAACGAAAAACUUAGAAAGAUUAUUGAGGACUUAAAACAGGAGAACAUGCAAUUUAAACAAAUGUUAGACGAAGCCAACAGUUUUGUGGAAGUCAUUAAGGAGGAACUGGCAAAUAGCAGUAACAAUGAUACUGGGAUUGAUGUCAAUGAUGUCAGUACCGCCGAUGAAACUCAGGAAGAAGACAAGUCAGAGUCCAAAGAUUAGAUUUUGAUUAACAAUUGAAAUGUUCUUAGUUUAACAUAAAUCUUUAUUUAUAAGUAUCUCUGUAAGACUAAGAAAUUUUUGUAAUGACUUUUUUUAGCUUUAAAUCUAAAAAAAAAAAAACUAAAUUAAAAUGGUAUAUUCUAUUUUUAAAAUAUCCUUCUAGGUGAUAGUCAAUUACUAAAAGUUUUGCAAAAUGUGUUACUAAAUAAAAGUCUUUUAAUAAAACAUAA
Messenger RNA from Danaus plexippus (monarch butterfly), 867 nucleotides. RefSeq names its product geminin-like (gene geminin). Gene Ontology annotation, biological process: regulation of DNA replication. NCBI's taxonomy places the organism in Eukaryota, Metazoa, Arthropoda, Insecta, Lepidoptera, Nymphalidae. The coding region runs from base 149 to 637 and encodes 162 amino acids. The record is from RefSeq and is a predicted model, not a curated record. The transcript has 5 exons.